AUGUCUGUGAACUCAUUUGAUGAACUUCUAUCAAUUAUAAGCCAACGUAUUAAGAAACAGGAUACAAAUAUGCGAAGAUCUAUCACACCUGCGGAACGUUUGGCUGUAACUCUCAGAUAUUUGGCUUCGGGAGCAAAUUUCACUGAUUUGGAGUACGAUUUUCAAAUUUCUCGAAAAACUAUACCAUUCAAUGUAAAAGAAACCUGUCAAGCUAUUAGUCAAGAAUUAGCACCUUUAGAGAUGCCAAAACCAAAUAAGGAAAAAUGGAUAAACAUUGCUGAGAAAUUUUACAAAGAAGCGAACUUUCCUAAUUGCGUUGGAGCCAUUGACGGCAAACAUAUUAGAAUUGUUUGCCCUCCGAAUGCUGGAUCUAAAUAUUAUAAUUAUAAAAAAAUAUCAUUCGAUUAUUUUAUUGGCAGUGGUUGA
Molecule: messenger RNA, 426 nt
Organism: Parnassius mnemosyne (clouded apollo)
Lineage: Eukaryota; Metazoa; Arthropoda; Insecta; Lepidoptera; Papilionidae
Source: the annotation of a GenBank genome assembly